AUGUAUCUCUCCAACCACCCAACUAAAGAAGAAGCCUCCAAAUACGUGGCAUCGCUGAUAAUCAACCGAAUCAACACUUUCAAACCUAAUCAAAAUCGAAAAUUCGUAUUGUGUCUACCGACUGGAAGUACGCCUUUGCUCGUAUACAAGGAAUUGGCUAGGAGAUGCGAAGGGGGUGAAAUUAGUUUUGAGCAUGUGAUCACUAUAAAUCUCGAUGAGUAUGUUGGAUUGAGUUCGGAUCAUCCGCAGAGUUAUUAUCAGUUCAUGGAAGAGAACUUUGACAUCCCGUCCAACCAAUUCCACCUCUUACCUGGCCUACCCAUUCCACCCCACACAACCCCCCAAGAGUCCUGCGCAUCAUACGAAAGUCUGAUCACUUCCCUUGGGGGUAUACAACUCCUGUUCAUGGGUAUAGGUGAAAAUGGUCAUAUAGCAUUUAACGAACCCUGUUCGAGCUUUAGGGGAAGAACGAAGGUCGUGAAGUUGAAUGAGGAUACUAGAAGAGUAAAUGCCCGAUUUUUCGAUGAUCCAAGUGAGGUACCCACCCACGCCCUUUCGAUGGGAAUCGGCACGAUUCUCGAUUCCCAUGAAAUAGUAGUUUUGGCAAUUGGUCAGAAGAAGGCAGAAGCAGUGAGGAAAGCGAUGGAAGAUGGGGUAAACCACUUGUGCCCCGCUUCGGCAUUGCAAUCACAUGAAAACGUCAUUUUCGUCACUGACGACGAAGCUAGUCAAAAUCUGAGAAAGACAACCAAAGAUUACCUGGCUUCUCAAAUCCCAUGCCAACGGGGUUCUAUGACUUCAUCCAUUGGAUGCAUUGAAUGCAUUGGAUACAUUGGAUCCAUUGGACGACCUGUUGUUAGCGGAGAUUGUUGUCGAACAUCUGGUAAUCAAGGUAGAGCGAUCAAUACUAACGAAGAUUCUGAUCCAACGAAACAAGUUGAUCAUUCUGAUAUAACCUUACUUUCCAAAGGUAAGAUCAAAAUCGAUGAGAAAUUGGAUAGUAAAAUUAAUAAUGAUGAUGAUCAAGGCGAUCAAGAUUGUAAUUGUCUUUGA
Messenger RNA from Kwoniella mangroviensis CBS 8507, 1053 nucleotides. Its product is annotated as glucosamine-6-phosphate deaminase. The coding region runs from base 1 to 1053 and encodes 350 amino acids. NCBI's taxonomy places the organism in Eukaryota, Fungi, Basidiomycota, Tremellomycetes, Tremellales, Cryptococcaceae. The record is from RefSeq and is a predicted model, not a curated record. The transcript has 7 exons. Gene Ontology annotation, cellular component: cytoplasm. Gene Ontology annotation, molecular function: glucosamine-6-phosphate deaminase activity; identical protein binding. Gene Ontology annotation, biological process: carbohydrate metabolic process; D-glucosamine catabolic process; N-acetylglucosamine catabolic process.